Messenger RNA from Cygnus atratus (black swan), 4493 nucleotides. RefSeq names its product free fatty acid receptor 3-like. The record is from RefSeq and is a predicted model, not a curated record. Gene Ontology annotation, cellular component: plasma membrane. Lineage: Eukaryota; Metazoa; Chordata; Aves; Anseriformes; Anatidae. Gene Ontology annotation, molecular function: G protein-coupled receptor activity. Gene Ontology annotation, biological process: G protein-coupled receptor signaling pathway; cellular response to fatty acid.
AUGUCACCCCCCCCCUUUGCCAUCAACCACCACCUGUGCCUGGUGGUCUACGCCGGCGCCUUCACCCUGGGGCUGCCCCUCAACCUGGUGGCCCUGGUGGCCCUGGGGGUGGCAGCGCGGCGCCGGCAUCUGCUGCCUGCUGAUGUCCUCCUCCUCAACCUGACCGUGGCCGACCUGGCGCUGGUGGCCUCCCUGCCUGUCUGCAUGGCUGAGGCUGCCUGGGAGGCCACCUGGAAGCUGCCACCGGCCCUCUGCCCGCUCUUUGUCUUCCUCUUCUUCACCAGCGUCUACCUCACCACCCUCUCCCUCACUGCCCUCAGUGUCGACCUGUACCUCAGCGCUGCCUUCCCUGUCCAGUACCACCAGCGCCGGCGUGUGGCCCACGCUGCCGUGGCUGCUGCUGGCUCCUGGGCAGCUGCCUUGGGCCACUGCAGUGUGGUCUACGUGGCUCAGCCUGGCCCAGCGGGCAAUGGCACGGCCUGCUACACCCGCUUCGCUGGCCCGCAGCUGGCCACCUUGCUGGCCCUCCGCCUGGAGAUCUUCCUGGUGCUCUUCUGCCUGCCCCUGGCCAUCACCGCCUUCUGCUACAGUCGUCUGGUCUGCAUUGUGGCUGCCCUCCCCACCGCUGCCCUGGGCAGGAAGCGGCGGGUGGUGGCCCUGGCAGCUGCCACCACAGCGGCCUUCGUCCUCUGCUUUGCCCCCUUCAACGUCUCUCACGUGGUGGGGUACCUGCGGCGGGAGAACCCGCCCUGGAGGGCCUACGCCGUGCUGCUCACCACCCUCAAUGCCUGCCUUGACCCCCUCAUCUUCUGCUUCUCCUCUGCCGCCCUGCGACAGGGCCUCCGGCAAGUCUGGGAUGCAAUGGGGCUCGGUUGGCUCCGGGCCAGGAGCCGGGCACCCUCUGAGCGAAGUGGGGAUAUGGCUGGGGGGUCUGGAGGCGAGGCGUUGGGCUUGUUGGCGUGUCUGGGGGUCGGUGGCACCGAGCUGGAGGCAUAUCAGCAGGCUUCAGGCCUAAGAGAGCCCCAAGGCAGGGCUUUGGAGGCUUGGGGCAGCCAUGGGGGUCCCCAGACAUCUGGGGAUGGUCUUGGGGGAGACAAGGAGCAAAGCCAGGCUGGAGCUUCUGGGGUGGCUGUGGAUCCUUGGGCUGGGCUCUGUGACAUGGGUUGAGUCAGCCCCUUCCACCCUUCCCCCUUCCCUUGCCUUCACCCUCUCCCCCUCCAGGGUUCAGGGCCGUGGGGAGUUGUGUGUGUGGUGGAAGGGGCACGGAUGCCUGAGUCCUCUCCUGGCUCCAGGAGAGCCAAGUGGGUGAAAGGAGGCUGGGGGGGGUGGGGAGUGUGUGGAACCGUGGUUUCCUCCGUGGUUCCUCCACUCCCAGGAAGCUUCCGGGGGCUCUCCACGUGCCCUGGGGCUGGGAUGGGCAGGUGCCCCCUCCCCGUUAUCAGGGCAGCGCCUGGGGAGGAGUCACUUCCCCGCUGCUGUCCCAGAUGGCCAGGCAGGACCCUAACCCUAACCCUAACCCAACCCAACCCUAACAGUCCUCCCCAUCCCCCCAGCCGUGGGGGUCUCUGGCUGCGAGGCAUGAUCCCAGGCGUCUGGGCUGGCCCCUAACUCAGGCGAGCUGUGGCACCGGGAAGGGGAGGGAAGGCAGGGGGGGUGUCUCUCUCUCCCCUGUGGCUAAAUAAACAUCCCUCAUCCAGUGGUUAAAAAUAGCUCGGUGGCUAUUCCCAGGCCCUUCCCCACCCUCUCUCUCCUCCCCUUCCCACAGUAUGUUUACCCUCCCUCCCGUACCCACCCUCCCUCCGGUCUGCCAGUUUGGUGAUGAGGCCACCAGUGGGCCCUGGGAUGCUGUGGAAUGAGGCGGGGGGAGAUGGGAAAGGCACCAGGGGGGCGACUGGGGGCACCCAGUGGAAAUGGAGCCCUCCCCUCCCCCCCAGCUUCUCCCUCACCCCCCCUUCUGCUGGUUCCUCUGCGGACGUGUGCCCAUGAACGUGGCUUCUGUCUGCGGUCAGGAAACUUCAAACUUCCUCAACGUCGUUCAAAGCCACUUCCCUCCCCCCCCACCACCACCCCCGGGGGACACAGACGUCCUGGGAACCCAUCGGUCUGGGAUUUCCCCCUCUGCUCCCCAGACAUACACACACCCCAGGCAGACACAGGCAUCCCAGGGACCCCAGCAUCCAGGUGCCCCCCCAGGACGUGUCCUCCACCCCAGAGGCUCCCAGAAGAGGCAAGCAUCCAUCAGGGGGACCCCCCCCCCCCCCCCUUCCACCCCAGACCGUGGCCCCUCCCCAGGGAGUGCCCUUGGCUGUAACAGGAGGCACCCAGACACCUGGGUCCCAUUGGUGCCAGGAGCUGAGCGCUGUCCUGCCACCAUGUUGAUCCUCAUUGCCUAUGUGUUGACCUUCAUUGUGGGCUUGCCAGCCAACAUCUUCACCUUUGUUACCCUCCUGGGCAAGGCACGCCGCCGUGUCAACCCUGCUGACAUCCUCCUGCUCAACCUGACCAUCGCUGACCUCCUCCUCCUCCUCUUCCUCCCUUUCAAGAUGGCAGAAGCAGCUGCUGACAUGACCUGGCCCUUACCGAUUGUCCUCUGCCCUGUGGCCAACUUCUGCUUCUACUCCAGCAUCUAUCUCAGCAGUCUCUUCUUGGCAGCACUCAGUGUUGAGCGCUAUCUUGGUGUUGUCUUCCCCCUCCAGUUCAAGAACAGGCGGAGGCUGGGGCGGACAAUGGCUGCCAGCGCCAUCCUCUGGCUUUUGGCCUGUUCUCAUUGCUCCAUUGUCUUUGUGGCACAAUAUCAUGGUGAUGGUAGUAGACAGUCCACGGUCUUGAAGCUUGGUAGCUUUGUGGACAACGGGUCUCAGGGCUUUAGACCAGAUGGCUCCAUGGUCAAUGGGUUCAAGCCUGGUGGCUAUGGGAUGUCCAACCCUGAUGGCUUCAACCCCAACAGCUUUAAUCCCAGUGGCCCCAGAAUCUCCAGCUCUGAUGGCCCCAUCUCUACUGGCUUCAGCCCAAGUAGCUCUGGAAUCUCCAGUCCUGACAGCUUCAACCCCAAGGUCUUCAAGAUCUACAACCCCAAUGGCUUCAUGGUCAAUGGUUCCAAGACUUCCAAUGGUGACAUCUCCAUCCCCAAUGGCUCCAGGAUCUCCAGUCCAAGUGGCCCCAAGCCCUAUAACUCCAAAGUCUUCACCAACAAUGUCACAACCAUCCCUGGCAUCUCCACUAUUGCUGAUGUCUCCUGGACCUCCAACAUCCACAGCACGGCUGUUCCCAACCAUCUUGCUGCUUCUAGCAGCCACGGUGAUACCAACAGCAACAGUACCUACAAGUGCUAUGAUGAUUUCUCAAAGGAGCAGCUGAGCUUUGUCCUCCCACUGCGGCUGGAGCUAUUUCUUGUUCUCUUCCUCCUACCGUUUGCUGUUACCAUUUUCUGCUACAUCAACUUUGUGCGGGCUCUCCUUGCCCGGCCUAAUAUUCCGCUGGAGAAGAAGCAACGGGCUGUGGGUUUGGCUGUGGCCACCAUGGUCAAUUUUGGGGUUUGCUUUGCACCCUACAACAUCUCGCAUGUGGUAGGCUUUGUGCUGCAUGAGAGCCCAGCAUGGAGGUCAUAUAUUUUGUUCCUCACCAGUCUCAAUGCUGCUCUUGACCCUUUCAUCUUCUACUUCUCCUCCACGGCCAUACAGAGGGCUGUGGCUGGGGUGGUGGUGGCUGUGCGGGACAAGCUACGAGCCAUGGUGGUCUGUUGUUAUGGGGGAGUGACCCAUGAGCACACCCUGCCCAGGAUGUGGCUUGCUGACACAAUGCUUUAGGGGGGUGGGGUGGGGGACACAACACAGGCAUGCACGGACAAAGGGCCUCACCGUAGGGGCUAUGGAUUUGAUUGGGUAAGGGCAAGUGGGGGGGGUCUGGAUUUGGGGGUGGAGUGGGGUUGCACUUUGAAGGGCUUUGGAAAAUGGUGAUAUUUCCAAUGUCCAUGGGGUUGUAGUCAGCUUGGACCAGUGGAUCUGAGUCAUGGCAUCAAUCAAUGUCAGGUCAUAGUGAUAUCUCCAAUGUCUUUGGGGCCACGCUGAUGAGUUUGAAGUUGAUGGUUUCUACAGGUCUGUGAUCUCCACGGGACCGAGGCCUCUUUGGUGCCAUGAGGCCAAGGCCUCUGUGGGUCGGAGGGCUACAAGGAUCCAUGUGGACAUCUUGAUCUCUGACCUCUGUGGAUUGCGGGCCUCUGUCCCUUGUGGCCCACACCAUCCCCACCACCCCACUCUCUGCGCACCGAGCAAGGAAUCUGGAACUGCUGGACUGGCUGCAGAGCCACACGCCGCGCCCCACGGAGGUGGUUCUGGUGGCCACCAGCCCACUGCUGUAGGAGCAGAUGGCAACGGCACUUCCUGUGGGUUCUGCACUGUCUGCUCCCCCCCCCCGCCCCCUUGCUGAGUACUUGGAGGGGUCAGGAUGCAGGACAGAACAGCAAUAGCUCACCUGCAGGGAGAAUAAAUGUGGAG